Messenger RNA from Gadus chalcogrammus (walleye pollock), 3118 nucleotides. It is a transcript of the gene mxd4, whose product is annotated as MAX dimerization protein 4. Gene Ontology annotation, biological process: regulation of transcription by RNA polymerase II. Bases 215 to 880 code for a protein of 221 amino acids. The transcript is spliced from 6 exons. Gene Ontology annotation, molecular function: DNA-binding transcription factor activity, RNA polymerase II-specific; RNA polymerase II cis-regulatory region sequence-specific DNA binding; protein dimerization activity. Lineage: Eukaryota; Metazoa; Chordata; Actinopteri; Gadiformes; Gadidae. The record is from RefSeq and is a predicted model, not a curated record.
UUCUUAUUGGACCAGACAAGUGUCACUCUGUUCCCGAGUUUUAGUUAUGCGCUGUUGAUAUGACUUGUUUGGAGCCUCCAGACCCACAACUGAUUAUAGACGCUCAUAUCAAGCAAAAGCAGUUCAGCCUUGACUGCAUAACCGCAUCAUCUAUGCUACUUGUACAUUUGUGUAAAUAGAUUUUUUUUCUAUAUUUUUAUAACGAGAGAACAACAUGGAACUUAAUUCUCUUCUAAUUCUGCUGGAAGCUGCAGAACACUUGGAAAGAAGAGACAGAGAAGCAGAGCAUGGGUAUGCGUCUGUUUUACCAUACGAUAGCGACUUUCCUGCAAAGAAAACGAAAUCUUCGCCUAUAAGAAAAACUCAGAACAACAGGUCGUCGCACAAUGAGCUGGAAAAACACAGACGUGCCAAGCUGCGGCUCUACCUGGAGCAGCUGAAGAAGCUGGUUCCGCUGGGCCCGGACAGCACCAGACACACCACCCUGAGCCUCCUGAAGCGGGCCAAGAUGCACAUCAAGAAGCUGGAGGAGCAGGACAAGAGGAACCUGAAUGUGAAGGAGCAGCUCCAGAGAGAGCACCGCUACCUCAAGCGCCGCCUGGAGCAGCUCUCCGUGUCGGGGGCCGUGGAGAGGAUCCGCACCGACAGCAUGGGCUCCACCAUCUCCACCGACUCCGAGCAAGACGUGGACGUGGACAUCGAGGGCAUGGAUUUGACGCCGGGUGAGCCCGACAGCGGGGACAGCAUCAGCGAUGGCGAUGGGGAAGAGGAGGAGGAGGAGUUGGAAGAGGAGGAGGACCACUACAGCCUCCAGAGCAGCUCCAGCGACAGCUAUACUGCCACCACACAUUCCCACAGACUGCAGCCACACCACUGCUAGGGCCCGCGUCCGCCCACGCUCAGCUCUUCUACACCGCUUCUUUAUCCCUCCCCCCACUGCAGGCAAUCAUUUCUAACUUUUAUUAUUUUGUUCUCCCCCCCCCCCCCCAACAUCGUCUGUGACCCGAGUCGUUGUUGGAUGGAGCUAAAAUGGCCAAAUCCCCGCCCCCUUGUGUGCAGCUAACAGGAAGUAGGAGCUCUGGAGGUCGGACACUCCUCUCAACCGUUUGCUGAACCUUGACAUUUUGAGACCUACUGACCGUAACCUUCCCUGAGGAUUCACGGCCCGAUUCACGGCCCAAAUCACCCCCCUCCCCCCAUCCCCCCCACCCGGACCCACACCACACUGUCCAUAAAAACACCAGAACCAGUGUUGCCAGAGGCUGGGAGAGAGAGAUGGAGAGGUAGAGGAGAUUUUGUGGUUAUGUUAGGGAUUUAUGUGGUUUCGAUACAGCUUUGACUUGUAAAUUAUGAACUGGUUUGUGGCCAAGAAAGAAAGGGAGUUUGGUAAGAGCUGAGUUGUCUACAAAUGUGAAGUUGUUUUCUUUUUAACAUGCAUUACAGAGGCGCAUAAUACAUUGUAGUUUGCCACUAAAUCAAUAUAUUUGUACACACAACACCAGCAACCCCGGUUGGACAGUAUUUUCAAUAGGAAUGUCAUUUGGUGAGGGGAACAGACUAUUGUGGCCUUCAUUAGAACAUGACAGAACUAGUCACCAAAGAAAAUAACUCCCAGAGAUGCAUGCCUAUGUUGAGGUCACUAACCACUGCUCCACACUACUGACCACUUCAACAUACCACGUGAUCAUGUGGAUAGACUACUAGUAUUCACUCAAGGAGCUGUCCAGAACUUAUUCCUCAAAAAAAAAGAAAGCUUUUCAUUGUAAAGAGCAUCCCCAGGAUUGUUUUUUGUGUUUUAAAAUUCAGUAGCAAAUUGAUGUAGCAGUGAACUUGGGAAGCUGAUGUUUUCCUCAACUGAUCCUGCGGGAUGCUAUUUUUCUCAAAGUUUUACCUCAACAUUUUACUCAUUGAAAAGGCUUAGGGCUAGUGGAGCCCCUAUCUGAUUGGCCAAUUCACAACACACAUCUAGGAAGUUAGUUCAGUUAAUUAAUUGAAACUCAAGCCAGUUGAGCUUUUGUUCUUUUUGCGUUCUGAUUAGCAAGUCAAAGCUGUUUAAGAUCAGGGGUUGCGUGAGGCCAGCUUUAACAAGUUGCUGUAUUUAGUAGGUGUUCUCAGUUAGCUAAAACUAAUCACAUUACACUUACAAAUUUAAUAUCGAUGUAUUAUCAAUAACUCAAGUCUUCUAUAUAGUUUUUAUUUUCUCUCUAUCUAUCUGGUGUUUCUAAGUCUAGCUAAAGACCUUGGUAUAGAUUAACAUAGAUCAACUGCACACAGUAACCUAUAGUCUGCAUUGCACGGUAGAAAGUUCUUGACGAAAGAGGCGCUUUUCUGCAGUUCUCUGACCACGUACUAAUCCAUAAAUCUAUUUUCCCGGGCAGUCUUUAGAGCUUGGCAUCCCAGAGCUUAAAAAAUGACCAGUACAUAAGGACAGGUCUGACCAAAAAAAAAAAUGUAUAUAAAAAAUCCCUAUAUAGAAAGCUAUAUAUAUAUAUAUAUAUAUAUAUAUAUAUAUAUAUAUAUAUAUAUAUAUAUAUAAAUAUAAAUAUAUAUAUAUAUAAAAACAAAAAAACACUUAAAAAAUACUACAUACAGGAGGAUGAUGAGCAUGUAGUCUAUAUUUCUAAAAAAUAAUUAUUCUAUUUUCCUAAUUCCCUUGAGUUCUCUUAGCCAUACAAACGCUGAGGCCAAAAAAAGCGUACAUGAAUAUGUAUAUAUAUAUAGAGAGAGAGAGAGAGAGAGAGAGAGAGAGAGAGAGAGAGAGAGAGAGAGAGAGAGAGAGAGAGAGAGAGAGAGAGAGAGAGAGAGAGAGAGAGAGAGAGAGAGAGAGAGAGAGAGAGAGAGAGAGAGAGAUAUGAGAGCGGGCCAUGACGUCAGGCUGAUGGAGGGGGGAGGGGAAACACAGUCCCCCCUCUCCCUCCCUCCCUGCUGUCCAUGUCCUGUGGCCUGGUGAGCCUGGGUGACUGUUGUCCUUAUUCCCCCCCACUCCCCCCGCCUGGUCCAUUCUCAGGUCAAACCUCUUGAUACUCUCCCACCAACCCAGUGAAAGACACACAUGCCCAUCUUCGGUGCCCCUCUGCCCGGCGGGGGGUGGGCCAAGUGCUUCGAUUUCAGCCCCCCC